AUGAAAUGUUACUUAAAUCCCUCUAAAGCCCUACAUCUCUCUCUCUUUCUCUCUUUCUCUCUAUCUCCUUUCGAAACUUCCUUUUUUUCCAAAAAUGGCAACAAUUCAAGUGACAAACCUUAAGGAUUUAAUAUCAUCAACUUCUUGUUCUUCAUUGUUAUCUUCAAACCGAUGUUUUUCUUCAAAAAACCACUUGAAACGAAGCUUUUUGAGGACGCGUCACCGUUUUGGAGGGAUAAGUUGUUCCUUUGCUCCAAUGGAGACUGCCAAGAUAAAGGUGGUUGGUGUUGGUGGAGGUGGUAACAAUGCUGUUAAUCGAAUGAUUGGCAGCGGUUUACAGGGUGUUGAUUUCUAUGCCAUAAACACAGAUUCUCAAGCACUGCUACAGUCUGCUGCAGAGAACCCACUUCAGAUUGGAGAGCUUUUGACUCGUGGACUAGGCACUGGUGGAAAUCCACUUUUGGGGGAACAAGCUGCUGAGGAGUCCAGAGAUGCCAUUGCGAAUGCUCUUAAGGGCUCAGAUCUUGUCUUUAUAACCGCUGGUAUGGGUGGAGGCACUGGGUCAGGUGCUGCUCCAGUUGUUGCCCAGAUAGCAAAAGAGGCUGGUUAUUUGACUGUUGGUGUGGUAACCUAUCCCUUCAGCUUUGAAGGACGUAAACGAACCAUGCAGGCUCUGGACGCUAUUGAAAAGCUGCAGAAGAAUGUGGAUACGCUCAUAGUGAUUCCCAAUGACCGUCUGCUUGAUAUUGCUGAUGAGCAGACACCUCUGCAAGAUGCUUUUCUUCUUGCUGAUGAUGUUCUACGCCAAGGGGUACAAGGAAUUUCAGAUAUAAUCACGAUACCUGGACUGGUGAAUGUAGAUUUUGCAGAUGUUAAAGCAGUGAUGAAAGAUUCUGGAACUGCAAUGCUUGGAGUAGGAGUUUCCUCUAGCAAAAACCGUGCAGAAGAAGCAGCAGAACAAGCAAUUUUGGCUCCCCUAAUUGGAUCAUCAAUUCAGUCGGCUACAGGUGUGGUAUAUAAUAUUACUGGAGGAAAGGAUAUAACCUUGCAGGAAGUCAACAGAGUUUCACAGGUUGUGACAAGUUUGGCAGAUCCUUCUGCUAACAUCAUAUUCGGUGCUGUGGUGGAUGACCGCUACAAUGGGGAGAUCCAUGUGACCAUUAUUGCUACAGGCUUCUCACAGUCAUUUCAGAAGACAUUAACAGACCCCAAGGCUGCAAAGCAGAUUGAGAAAGUUGCAGGGGGACAAGAAAGCAAGGGUAUACCACUAUCCCUCAAAUCAUCGUCUUCUUCAACUGUCCCCUCCAGGUCAUCUCCACGAAGGCUAUUUUUCUAAUUUUGAUCUCUUGUUUCUUCCUGCUUUUUGUUAUUAGCUAUGUAAAGAUCUUGAAGCUUAUGAUUAUUAGAUGCCAUUCGUUUCUAUGAUUGUGUGCACUGCAAUAUUUAAUGGGUUUUCAGUAGUCCAAAAUAGAUUUGUCUAUGAUUAAAUAGCAAGAAGACUAUGAUAAACUAUAAAAAUGCUUUACACAAAUUCCUGUAAACAACAAAUGCCUUGGGAGGUAUAAUUAAAUCAAAGGAAGAUGGAAAGGUCAGGUUUGGGGGUAAAUGACAACAAACUUUCAUAAAAAAAAAGUUCAAAUGCUAGCAAGUUCUGUGCACUAGUGUCCUAAGCCUAAGCUACAACAGUUGAAGUCUUUAAAACUUGACCACCAACCUUUCUUCUUUGAUAGAUUUGGGGAUUU
Molecule: messenger RNA, 1742 nt
Organism: Durio zibethinus
Lineage: Eukaryota; Viridiplantae; Streptophyta; Magnoliopsida; Malvales; Malvaceae
Product: cell division protein FtsZ homolog 1, chloroplastic-like
Biological process (GO): cell division; microtubule-based process; chloroplast fission
Cellular component (GO): cytoplasm; cell division site; microtubule
Molecular function (GO): GTPase activity; GTP binding
Source: RefSeq, a predicted model, not a curated record